Messenger RNA from Coniosporium apollinis CBS 100218, 459 nucleotides. RefSeq names its product catabolic 3-dehydroquinase. Gene Ontology annotation, biological process: quinate catabolic process. The transcript has a single exon. Bases 1 to 459 code for a protein of 152 amino acids. Lineage: Eukaryota; Fungi; Ascomycota; Dothideomycetes. Gene Ontology annotation, molecular function: 3-dehydroquinate dehydratase activity. The record is from RefSeq and is a predicted model, not a curated record.
AUGGCGAAGAGUAUCCUCCUCAUAAAUGGCCCAAACCUCAACCUCCUCGGAACCCGAGAGCCUGACGUUUAUGGCUCGACGACGCUAGAGCAAGUGGAAGAACAGGCGAAGAAGCAGGCCGAGUCGUUGAACGCUUCGCUCGAGACAAUCCAGAGCAACUGGGAAGGCAAAAUCAUCGACCGGAUACAUGAAGCUCGCGGGAAAGUUGAUGUCAUCGUGAUCAACCCCGGAGCUUUCACCCACACGAGCGUUGCGAUACGGGACGCGCUGCUCGGUGUAGAGAUACCCUUUAUCGAAAUUCACAUCAGCAAUGUGCACAAGCGGGAGGCCUUCCGGCAUCACAGCUAUCUGAGCGACAAGGCGGAGGCUGUGCUCGUCGGGCUUGGUACAUUUGGCUAUACAUGCGCUAUCGAGCACGCGGUGAAGAACAUCAAGCCUGCAAAGAAGGCACAGUUGUAA